AUGCAGAGCCCCCUUCUAGUCAGCAUUGGAAAAUUCUCACCAUGGGGUACACUGGGGAUGCCUCCGUUAUGCCGGCGUGAUAACGAACCGCAGGAAGCUGAGAGGCAACAGAAGGAUUCAGACACAGCCAAAGAAAGCGAGGACCGCCAGAGAGCGGUGCUGGAGAAAUCCGAACGGGCUAGGGUGGCAAUGGAGGAGGCAGAGCGGCAGCGUGCGAUGGAGGCCCAACGACGAAAAGAAGAGGAGGAGAACCGGCGGGCGGAGCAGCUGAAGCAACAGGAGGCGAACAUGUGUCGGUUCGAGCAGCGAAAGAAGGACGAAGAGAGACGACAGCAAGAACAACGAGAGUCGGAUGCCCAGAAAAAGGAACAAGAGGCCUUCGCAAAGAUGGAGGCGGCAAAGCAAAAGAUGCUACACGACCAGGAGACACGAGACGCGGAGGAAACAGAGCGUCUGAGGCAACAGGCGGUCUUGCAACAAGAGCAACUAGAAAAGCAGGCUGCAGCGAUGGCGAAAUUUGAAGAAGAACAGGCCUUGAAAGGGAUGAGCGAAGAAGACAGAGGAGCUUUCCUGGAGGAAAAGGCCAGAAAAGAAGCCGAAGAGCUGGCGGCUGCUCAGGCCAAGGCCAGAGCAGAGGAAACCAAGGACGAAGCGCCUUGGACGAACAAAGACUCGGGGGCAACCAACUCUGCCGCUAGUGCUGGAAAGUGCUGCGUACUGAUGUGA
Ectocarpus siliculosus is the source of this 726-nucleotide messenger RNA. The record is from the annotation of a GenBank genome assembly. NCBI's taxonomy places the organism in Eukaryota, Phaeophyceae, Ectocarpales, Ectocarpaceae.